AACGAGGCCAAUCGAACGCAAGGGAAAAAGUUCCACGAUUAUUUGGAAAUGUCUGAACCGAAGCAACUCCAGCUUCAAGUCGAAGGGCUCAGUAAUUUGAUGCAGACUCUGGAAGAGCAUAAGGGGAAGAGGAGAACGGUGAUGUUUAUCGGUGCUAUGAAUGAGAAUGGCGAGAGCUGGUGCCCUGAUUGUCGAGACGCUGAGCCAAUUGUAGAGGCUGCUUUGAAAAAGGCCCCAUCUGAUAUGGUGUUCAUCUUGGUUAUUGUUGGUGAUAAGCCUGAGUGGAAAUCACCUGAUAAUGAAUUUAGAACAAAUCCUGCUUUCAAACUGAAAGAAAUUCCAACAAUCGUGGAUUAUGGCACUGACAAAAGACUUGGUUGUGAAGAUUGCAAAAAUUCAGAGAUAGUGGACAAAUUCUUUACAGAAUGACAAGAUAAAUCAUUGUCUUUGUCCUUCACCCUAAGCUGUCACAGCAUAAGUUACUUUAGGCAGUGUACCCUUUCACUCUGUUUCUGUCCAGUAAUUAGUUGUGAAAUGUGCCAUGCCUGUAGAACAAGUUAUACUGAUUUCUUCAACUGUAAUUUUGCCCAACUUUACUUUAUUUUCAAAAUUCUAAUUUAAAUAAUUUAUAAAAAUUAAUAUAAACUGUAUGGGUCUUGCAAGUUUAAAAGAAAUGAACAAUAGAAGUGUGACUUAUUCUUCAGUAAGAGAAUAAAGGUUUCAUCCGUUAAAUAUUUUUUUAUCAAUUUUAAACAUUAUUCAAAGAUAGGAAAAUUUUGCUUUUAAUUUACUGUGAACAUCAACCCUUUCUCUCCCAGCAGUGAUCAAGAUUUAAUUUCUUCUAACACUACCAUUACAUUAUAAAGCAGACAAGUGAUUAGGAUAAACAAAAGUAUCAACAAAAAAAUACAAUUUGAAUUAAAUCCAAACUCCCACAACCAACAUUAUGAGAAAUGUAGGGCAGACAGUAAGGAGAAUUACUAUGUUGGGAGGUAAAGGUGUUAAACAGUUAGUUGAUUCCCUGAUAAAAAGUAGAAUAUAUUUUAAAUUGACUGCCUGUCACAUUUUGCAGCUAAUGAUACAAAUAGAUUAUCUUAAAUAUGGUGAAAUUAAAUAUUUGAAUUAAGCUUAACUUCCUAUUUUUUCUGAUGUUGUGAACCGAGAAGAGUUAGAAAUAUUUACCAGUAUUAGAGUUAUUUUUCUGGUUUUGUGUAUGUAGUUGUAGUGACUGAUUCGUUUUCAACUACUUCUGUCGUAAAUACUUUGCCUUAAAGCAAUUGACAACAGUCAAUAAAGCUUUGAUGAGAUGAAA
Messenger RNA from Pocillopora verrucosa, 1312 nucleotides. RefSeq names its product thioredoxin domain-containing protein 17. Lineage: Eukaryota; Metazoa; Cnidaria; Anthozoa; Scleractinia; Pocilloporidae. The record is from RefSeq and is a predicted model, not a curated record. Gene Ontology annotation, molecular function: protein-disulfide reductase [NAD(P)H] activity. Gene Ontology annotation, cellular component: cytosol.